CCGGGGACGCGGCGGAGCGGGGGACAGUGGAGCUCACGCGGGCCUGCGCAGCCCACCGGGCGCGGUGGGGGAGCACCGCCCAGAAAGUGGCCCGGGAAGGAUGGUCUACAUGAGGGGGCAGGACCUGAGUGGCUGGACAGCCAGGUUCCUCCUGCAGGUGCUUCUGACGCCGGCAUGGAGCAAGUGCCUGCGGCCUCCACCAAGGCCCACGGCCAGGGCUGCCCUGCCCACUGUGCCCCAGGGCGAAAGCCCCGAAAGGCCGAGUGAGCUGCAGCCUGGAGACCUCUUUUAAGAUGACCCGCACGGACCCGCCGGACCUGCUGGUGUCGACCGUGUACCAGGACAUCAAGGUGGCGGCCCCUGGGCCCGUGUCGAGGCCCCGGCCAUGUGAGCGCCCCAUGGCCCGGCCUGCUGCGCCCGCGCCUUUCAACAAGCGCCACUGCCGCAGCUUCGAUUUCCUGGAGGCGCUGGACGGGGCGGCCAUGGAGGCCCGUCCGGAGCCGCCGCCCCCGGAGCCCGCCGCUCCGCGCGCCCGAUCCCGCGACGGCGAGCCCCGGCGCCGCGCCCGCUCCAAGAGCGCACCCCGCGCCGCCCCGGGCCUUGCGCCCGCGCCGGCCUCGCCGCCUGUGCUACCGCGCCGCGGCCGGGAGGCCCAGCGGGCUGCGCGGGCCGACGCGUCGCCCCGCCGGGAGCCCGCGUAUCCCGCGCUACGCGCGCUCGCCAACGAGCUGCACCCGAUCAAGCUGCAGCCGCAGCGGGGCGGCCCCGGCCGCAUUGCGCCCCUGUGCGCCGCCGCCAACCGCUGCGCGCCGGCCGAGCCACCCGCGGGGCCCGCCCCUCACGUCCGCUGCCGCCUGGACAUCAAGCCCGACGACGCGGUCCUGCAGCACGCUGCCCGGGGCUCGAGGCCCUGCGGGCCCGCGGAGACCACGCCCUGGCCGCGCGCCGCCCCGCAGCUCCACGGCCUUACGGUGCCCGGGCCUCGCCACGUGGCGCUGUCGCGCACCCCCACCCCCAGUGACUCGUACUGCGCCGACCCCCGGGCGCUGUACUGCGAUGGGCCCCUUCCUGGGCCCCGGGACUACUCGGAGCGCCGGAGUCUGCCCUUCACCACCCCGCCGGGCCCCACCCAAUUCUUCUACACCGAGGAACCAGAGGGCCACCCCGGUGGCUUCAUGGCAGGCCCAGGGCCGCCCUUCGACAGCUACUACCCCAGGCCCUUUCUGUCCGAAGAGCCCCCUGGGCCCAGUCCAAGACGCGGGGGCAGCUACUAUGCGGCGGAAGUUCGCACCUUCCCGGUCCAGGAACCGCCCUCCCGUUCCUACUACGGGGAGGCCCCCCGAGCCUACGGCCCGCCCUGCGGUCCACGCUAUGCCCCUGAGGAGCCCCGGGUCCACCCCGCCGCCCGCCCUUUUCACACUGAGGACUUUGGGCGGUACCGCAAUCGAGAUGCCCUGACGCGGACUUACCCACACCCGCGCGGCAGCCCGGCCUGGGGCGACUGGGGCCCGCGGCCUUACCGUACCCUUCAGGGGGCCCCUCCCCCGGACCCCGGCCCGCUGCUCGCCUCGUGGCACGGCGGCACCGGCACCAGCCCACCCCGGCUGGCGACCGACAGCCGCCACUACUCGCGGUCCUGGGACAACAUCCUGGCGUCCGCGCCGCGCAGAGAAGACCCCCUGGGCCGCGGCCGUAGCUACGAGAACCUGCUGGGGCGCGAGGCACGGGAGCCGCGGGGCACCUCCCCCGAAGGCCGGCGCCCGCCCGUCAUAGUAAACCUAUCCACCUCGCCCAGGCGCUACGCAGCGCUGUCGCUGUCCGAGACGUCGCUGUCGGAGAAGGGCCGUACGGGCGAGGGCCUGGGCCGAAACUGGUACGUCACGCCAGAGAUCACCAUCACCGACAACGACCUGCGCGCCGCCGAGCGCCCGGGCGCCAGGAGCUGGGAACUGUCGGGGAGCCGCCCGCGGCCGCCUCCCCACGCCGCCUCCGAUGGCCCCGCUUCUGGCCGCCAGCGCAGCCUCGAACAGCUGGACGAGCUCAUCACUGACCUGGUCAUUGACUCGCGGCCCCCGGCCGGCCAAGCGCCCGAGGCCGCGUCGGACGGCCUGACCCGCCAGCUGCGGCGCCUGCUAGACUCGCGGCCCUCGGGCCCCGGGGUCCCGGCGCUGGCGCCGCGCUCACCACCUGCGUCUGCCGGCAGCGCCGAGGACCCCGCAGGCCCGGGGCAGGCGGCCGACGCGUCCCCCGAGCCCAGCGCCGACGAGGACGACCUGAUGACGUGCUCCAACGCGCGCUGCGGGCGCACAGAGACCAUGUUCAACGCCUGCCUCUACUUCAAGUCCUGCCACAGCUGCUACACCUACUACUGCUCGCGCCUGUGCCGCCGCGAGGACUGGGACGCACACAAGGCGCGCUGCGUGUACGGUCGCGUGGGCAGCGUGUGCCGCCACGUGCUGCAGUUCUGCCGCGACAGCGGCCCGGUGCACCGCGCCUUCUCGCGCAUCGCGCGUGUCGGCUUCUUGUCCCGUGGCCGCGGCGUACUCUUCCUGGGCUUCCCGAGCCCCGGCUCCGCAGACAACUUCCUGCGCUUCGGCCUCGAGGGGCUGCUGCUGUCGCCCACCUACCUGUCGCUGCGCGAGCUGGCCACGCACGCGGCGCCACUGGGCAGCUAUGCCCGGGAGCUGGCGGCCGCAGGGCGCCUCUACGAGCCGGCCGAGUGCUUCCUGCUCAGCGUAUCGGUGGCCGUGGGCCCCGGCGCUGCGCCGCCCGGCGCCCCUGCCCGGCCAGCGCCCGCGCCGCGCAGCCCCGGACCCACGGUGCGCAAGUUCGCCAAAGUGGCGCUGGCGGCCGGCAGCCCCGCACGGCCGCCCCCGGCGCGGGGCCGCGAACCCGACCUGGAGACGUUGAUCCUGACGCCGCCGCCCGGCACUGCGGGCCUGGACCAGGAGGGCGAGGCGGGCCGGCGAGCGCGGGAGGUGGCCUUCAUCCACAUCCAGCGCGAGCUGCGGCUGCGCGGCGUCUUCCUGCGCCACGAGUUCCCGCGCGUCUACGAGCAGCUCUGCGAGUUCGUGGAAGCCAACCGGCGCUUCACGCCCACCACCAUCUACCCCACGGACCGGCGCACCGGCCGCCCCUUCAUGUGCAUGAUCAUGGCCGCCUCCGAGCCGCGGGCUCUCGACUGGGUGGCCAGUGCCAACCUGUUGGACGACAUUAUGUGA
Messenger RNA from Hippopotamus amphibius kiboko, 3221 nucleotides. RefSeq names its product apical junction component 1 homolog (gene AJM1). The coding region runs from base 294 to 3221 and encodes 975 amino acids. The transcript has 3 exons. Gene Ontology annotation, cellular component: apical junction complex; plasma membrane. Lineage: Eukaryota; Metazoa; Chordata; Mammalia; Artiodactyla; Hippopotamidae. Gene Ontology annotation, biological process: cell-cell junction organization. The record is from RefSeq and is a predicted model, not a curated record.